AUGUCAACAGCUAGAAAAAGCAGUGUUGUGCAGACUUCAACUCCGCAGAAGGAGAUACAAGUAGUCGUUAUUGGCGGAGGAGGAGUAGGAAAGAGUGCUUUAACUGUGCAGUUCAUUCAGGGCCACUUCAUCGAUGAAUACGACCCCACUAUUGAAGACUCGUAUAGGAAGGAGUGCAUUGUUGACAGCGAGCCGGUUUCACUAGACAUUCUUGACACAGCUGGACAGGAAGAGUAUUCUGCUAUGAGGGAACAGUAUAUGCGAACUGGCAUGGCUUUUCUUCUUGUCUAUUCUGUGACAUCGCGUUCUUCUUUCGAGGAAACCCAAGCCUUCCACAAACAAAUUCUCCGCAUCAAAGAUACCGAGAAGUUCCCUGUUGUACUUGUGGGAAAUAAAAGCGAUCUCGAAAGCGAGCGUGAGGUGACAUUCGAAGAGGGUCAGCGCGCGGCCAACCUCAUUGGGAUUUCUUUCUUCGAAACAUCAGCCAAAAACCGAGUCAACGUUGAGGAGGCGUUCUUAACACUUACGAAGCAAACACUUAAGUUCCAAAGAGCACAGUCGCAAGCACGUCCUGUCUCGGCUGCUACUGCUCCUGCUCCUCGAGGUAAUCCCGUCCCUAGGCCAGUUAAGAAAGAGGAGAAGCGGAACGGGUGCUGUAUUGUAUGCUGA
This is a messenger RNA of Wickerhamiella sorbophila, 669 nucleotides long. RefSeq names its product Ras-like protein. Gene Ontology annotation, cellular component: plasma membrane. Lineage: Eukaryota; Fungi; Ascomycota; Dipodascomycetes; Dipodascales; Trichomonascaceae. Gene Ontology annotation, biological process: signal transduction. The transcript has a single exon. Gene Ontology annotation, molecular function: GDP binding; GTPase activity; GTP binding. Bases 1 to 669 code for a protein of 222 amino acids. The record is from RefSeq and is a predicted model, not a curated record.